Molecule: messenger RNA, 1843 nt
Organism: Gastrolobium bilobum
Lineage: Eukaryota; Viridiplantae; Streptophyta; Magnoliopsida; Fabales; Fabaceae
Product: serine/threonine-protein kinase BSK2
Exons: 10
Coding region: 44-1519 (491 amino acids)
Biological process (GO): brassinosteroid mediated signaling pathway; protein phosphorylation
Molecular function (GO): ATP binding; protein binding; protein kinase activity
Source: RefSeq, a predicted model, not a curated record
AAAGUCAUAAACAUAAACAUAAACAUAAGAGCGUCAUCAAUCAAUGGGUUGCUUCCACUCCAAAACCCCACUUCUUCAAUCUCUUCACGACCCACCCUCUCCUCACAAACCCGAUCCAGGUAAUGGGGAUGAUGUUGAUGAAGUAUGCCAAGUUCCAGUGUUCAAAGAGUACGCUCUGAAUGAACUUCGAAGGGCAACCAAUGAGUUCAGCACACAUUACAUUGUCUCCGAGAGUGGUGACAAAGCUCCCAAUGUCGUCUACAGAGGCAAACUCGACAACAAUCGCUUAGUUGCUGUUAAGCGCUUCUCCAAACUCUCUUGGCCUGAUGCUCAACAGUUUCUGGCAGAGGCAGCUGGAGUUGGGAAAGUGAGGCACAAGAGACUUGUAAAUCUAAUUGGUUCUUGUGCUGAGGGAGAUGAACGCCUCUUGGUUGCUGACUACAUGCCAAAUGAUACUCUCUCCAAACACCUUUUUCAUUGGGACAAGCAGCCAUUACCAUGGGAAAUGCGUCUUAGAAUUGCAUACCAUGUUGCACAGGCACUAGAUCAUUGUAGCGUGGAAAACAGGAAAAUAUAUCAUGAUUUGAAUGCAUACAGGAUUCUUUUUGAUGAGGAUGGUGAUCCCCAUUUGUCAAGUUUUGGGCUUAUGAAAAAUAGUCGAGAUGGAAAAAGCUAUAGUACUAACUUAGCUUAUACUCCACCUGAGUUUUUGCGAACGGGCAGGGUUAUCCCAGAGAGUGUGAUCUACAGUUAUGGAACCAUUCUUCUGGAUCUUUUGAGUGGCAAGCAUAUUCCUCCAAGCCAUGCUCUGGAUCUGAUAAGAGGGAAAAAUUCAUUGUUCUUGAUGGACUCAUCCCUCGAAGGGCAAUACGCAAGUGAUGACGCUACAAAGUUGGUUGAGCUUGCUUCAAAAUGUCUUCAGUUUGAGGCUAGAGAACGGCCUGAUAUUAAGUUUUUGCUUACUGCAGUUGCUCCUCUUCAGCAUCAGAAAGAGGUAUCAUCUCAUGUCUUGAUGGGCCUUACAAAAACUACAGCAGUACUGCCAACUAUGCUUUCUCCUCUUGGAAAGGCUUGUGCAAGGAUGGAUCUUACUGCUGUGCAUGAUAUAUUGUUAAAAACAGGUUAUAAAGAUGAAGAAGGUGCAGAAAAUGAGCUUUCAUUCCAAGAGUGGACACAACAAGUGCAAGAUAUCUUGAACACAAAAAAGUUUGGGGAUAUUGCAUUUAGAGACAAGGAUUUCAAAAAUGCAAUUGAGUACUAUUCAAAGUUGGUGGCUAUGAUGUCUGUUCCAUCGGCUACUGUCUAUGCAAGGAGAGCUUUCUCGUACUUGAUCAAUGAUCAAGCAGAACUUGCUUUAAGGGAUGCCAUGCAGGCUCAAGUUUGCAUACCUGAUUGGCCAACUGCAUUCUACUUGCAGGCUCUUGCUCUCUCGAAGCUGGGAAUGGAAACUGAUGCACAAGACAUGCUUAAUGAUGGUGCAGCCUUUGAAGCAAAGAGGCCUAUCAGCUGGCGUGGUUAAACUCUAAUUUGCGGUUCUUUGCUCACUAAACUAGAGAGAGUGGCAUCAGAAAACUUGCUAUUUUGCUAGAAUAGGUACUUGCUAGAAUAGGAAUAUGUAGGGUGCUAGUUUAGGGGGCAAGAAAAGUGUUCUGGUUCAAAAUGUUCCCGAGGAAUAUUACGGUAUAGAAUUUCUCUUACGGAUGAGUCAUGUAGAAUGAAAUUUCUCCAUUUUAAAUAGGUUCAUUUGUCAUGUUUGCAGUUAAAGUGUGCGAAUCCUUUCUUUGUUCUCAAGGAUUUUAAAGUUCAUUUUUUUUUCCCAAUGAGGCCCACGGGGUAAACUAGU